This is a messenger RNA of Coffea eugenioides, 1514 nucleotides long. RefSeq lists its product as uncharacterized. The transcript has 12 exons. The record is from RefSeq and is a predicted model, not a curated record. Gene Ontology annotation, molecular function: alpha-1,6-mannosylglycoprotein 6-beta-N-acetylglucosaminyltransferase activity. The coding region runs from base 179 to 1033 and encodes 284 amino acids. Gene Ontology annotation, biological process: positive regulation of SREBP signaling pathway; protein N-linked glycosylation. NCBI's taxonomy places the organism in Eukaryota, Viridiplantae, Streptophyta, Magnoliopsida, Gentianales, Rubiaceae.
UUUUAUAUCAUCCAUUCUAUUUUCUACGCUUUAGAGAGAUGUUUCCCAGCUCGAGUUGCACCAAUUUUAAACCGACCCGUUGAACAACGGUUCACCGAUUUCAAUCCUUUCAAAACCAAAGCUAUUUUGAAAUUCCUAAAAAUUCAAAAGGUUUAGGAAAUUCAAUUUAGGGAAAGAAAUGUUAGAAUUGAAAUCGAUCUCAAAAAUUCCUCCCAAGAUCAUCUCUAAUUUUUUGUUAAUUUGCCUAGCGUGGCAUCUGAUCAUACUUGAGCUAGGCUCCACUGUAUCAGCCAUCAGGAAAGAUGUGAGCCUUCAGGAGAAUCGUCAUUGCAGAACUACAGUUCAAGGAAGAUACUUACUCUCUGACGAUAAUGGUCAUGUAUGUGAUGCACUCUCAGUUGAUCCAAAGUCCAGAUGCUGUCCUAUCAGAGGAGAGCAAUUCUCUUGUCAUGGCUGCAACCUUGUUUCACAAUGCUGUAACUCUUAUGAAUAUUGUGUUUCGUGCUGCCUCAAUCCAGCUCGGACACAAAAGGAUCUGGUGUUGAAGCUUAAGAUAGCAAAGCCAGUAAGUGCAGGAACCUACUCAAGCAUUUUUGAUUAUUGUGCUGGGAGGUGUCGCCAUAAUUCAGAGAGUGUAGUCCAUGAGAAUGCGUAUCUAAGUGAUUUUCAUCAUUGUUUCUCUCUACCAUCUAAUUCUUCUGGGGAUUCAGACGUGCAAAUAGAAGCAAGACUGGUUGGCAUAAAGAUCAUUGCCGGAAGGCAAGGGGAAUCAUGUGACUCAGUAUGCAAGUCAAACGGACAAUCUUGUGUGCCCAACAAGUUAGCUCUACUUAACCAGUGCCAGAUCAUGCAGAAGUACUUUAGCUGCAAAGGAUCAUGUUUGGCGAGUAUUGGAGCUGAUCAACCUGCUGAAGUAGUUGAUGAUGCUCCAAAUGAUCUGAACCCAGGAGCAUGCUUGUACACAGAAAAACAAUCAAUUCUUUCUUGUGAUGGUUCGCAUCAGCAUACGAGGAGGCUUUGCCCCUGUGCAUAGCAUGUUUGGAAAAGGAACCUUCUCAUCUUCAAUGCUCGCGUAUGUCAAUUGUUUAUUUCUUUUUGAUGGAGGAAGAGCUUGCAGGAAAUCAUUAGUUAAUUUACAGCUUCCAGCUUGUUGGGAGGAAAGAAAUUGAGCUCCAAAACCUCUAGGAUUGUUAAUGCUGUUCCAUUUUUCUUUUUGAUUAAUUUGGGGAAGCAAAAGUUGGGCAGCUUAGUCUUUGAGAAUAGGCCGUUCCUCAUAUUCAUUUCUUCCGUUUGGCAUGUUAGUGUCUUAUUAAUCUAGCCAGCUUUUAAACCGAAAGCUCUGUGGCUACUAUUCUGCUCCAUUCAAUGGUAUUGGUGUGAUUGGCUGUAGAUUUCAGGUUCUAGAUGGAUCUCUGUCAACCUAAACAGGAGGAGGAGUGAUUUAAAUCUUCUCCCUUGAUUGCUCUGUUUGAUCCUUGUUAUUGAAAUAAUUUGCGCUGUUAACAUUAUCAUCU